Molecule: messenger RNA, 3138 nt
Organism: Aureobasidium melanogenum CBS 110374
Lineage: Eukaryota; Fungi; Ascomycota; Dothideomycetes; Dothideales; Saccotheciaceae
Exons: 3
Coding region: 1-3138 (1045 amino acids)
Biological process (GO): GPI anchor biosynthetic process
Cellular component (GO): endoplasmic reticulum membrane
Molecular function (GO): mannose-ethanolamine phosphotransferase activity
Source: RefSeq, a predicted model, not a curated record
AUGUCAGCAAGCAAUGGGCCCAGCGUUGCCGCUCAAUUGACCGGAGCAGGAAACCAGCAAGCUCAGAUUCCAAAGACAGAGACGUCCAAGGAUGUGCAGAAUGAGCGCCGACAAACAUUCAAGCGCCGCCACGGUUUCCUCGUUGGUUUCUUUAGCUUGAUUUUAAUAUUCCAUGUUUUGGGCAUUUUCCUUUUCCUCAGCGGCUUCCUCCUGACACGCCUCGUCUUGGACCACAAAUCCGAAUGCGCCGUACCUCCAGUCCCUCUUGGCUCGUCCUACACUCCUGGCUCGUCAGAUGACGGCUGUUGGCAUCCCAAGUCCUUCGACAAGGCCGUCGUCAUCAUUGUCGAUGCUCUUCGCUACGAUUUCACUGUGCCUUGGUCGCCCACCCACCCGCAACAAGCCUCGCAGCACUUCCACAAUGCUCUGCCCAUCUUCUGGGACACUGCUGUAGCUGAGCCCGAGAACGCUUUCCUCCUGCCCUUCAUCGCCGACCCUCCCACCACAACCCUGCAACGCCUAAAGGGGCUGACAACCGGCACUCUCCCCACCUUCAUUGACGCAGGCUCCAACUUUGCAGGGACCGCCAUUGACGAGGACAACUUGGUCGCACAGCUCAAGGCUGCUGGCAAGAGAAUAGUUCACCUUGGAGAUGAUACAUGGCACUCGCUGUUCCCUGGCUACUUUGACCCUGAGCUCACCCGCGCCUACGAUUCGUUCAACGUUUGGGACUUGCACACGGUCGACAAUGGUGUCAAUGGCCACAUCUUCCCUCUGUUGCACCCGUCCAACACGUCCUCAUGGGACGUCAUCUUCGGUCACUACUUGGGUGUCGACCAUGCUGGCCACCGCUACGGACCCGAUCACCCUGCAAUGGCCUCGAAGCUUCAAGAGAUGAACAGUGUAUUCGAAAGAAUGAUUGCUGCACUCGACGACAAGACCUUGUUGGUUGUUAUGGGUGAUCAUGGCAUGGAUGCCAAGGGUGACCACGGUGGAGAGUCGGAUGAUGAGGUUGAGGCUGCUCUCUGGAUGUACUCCAAGCAGGGCUUGUUUGGUCGUCGUGAUGACUCCUCGGCAAAGCCUCCAUACACUGCCAAAGAAAGACCCGUCGCGCAGAUCGACCUCGUCCCUACCUUGUCAUUGCUUCUCGGCAUGCCUAUUCCCUUCAACAACCUUGGUCAGCCCAUCGAAGAGGCUUUCAUCGGCAAAAAGUCCAAUGACUACCAGAACCUGGCUCAAGUCAGUCGCUUGACUGCUGGACAGAUUCAUAGAUAUCAGAAGGAGUACUCGGCUGUUCGCAAGCUUGAUGCGGCUAGCACACUUCCUCCUCAGACUAUCUGGGAAGCAGCUUCCAAGGUUUGGGAGGAACUCGAACAAACGAAGAAGCCUUCUCUCGAGCUCUGGCAGGCUGCUUAUUCUCAAUUCCGAGCUUACCAACAGGAGAACUUGCGUGUUUGCAAGAGUCUCUGGGCUCGCUUCGAUCUUACCAGCAUGGCAAUGGGCAUCGCCUUGCUUGCUGGCGCACUUUUGACCAUCGUUCUCUUCGCAAAUGGAUUCAACGGAGAUCGUGGUGAGAUCGCUUCUGCUCUCUGUACCCGUGCAGGGCUCGGUAUGGCAGCCGGCGCCGGUGCUGGUCUUCUCCUUGGAGGCAUGAUUCCGGUUUCUUGGAUCAACUCGAUUGUCUUCUUCUCCGGCUUGAGUGGCAUUUUGGGCACUGUCUCAUGCUUCGUAUCCACACCCUCGAAGCUCCAAGCGCCGCUACCCACUUCCUUCUGGGGCUGGAUAUGCACAAUCCCUCCUGUCCUUCUUUGCAUUGGUUUCGCUUCGAAUUCUUUCACGAUUUGGGAGGACGAGAUUUUGCUGUACAUGCUCUGCUCAAUCGGUGCAUUGAUGCUUGCAUCUUCGCUGCGCCUUCAGAACCCUCAAGAGCGUCUGCUUGGCUCAUGGCACUCGCUCUCUUUCAUCGUGCUGACCCGCCUCGCAUCUCUUUCUCGUCUCUGUCGUGAAGAGCAGAUGCCAUUCUGCAGAUCAACCUACUACGCUUCCGCCACUUCUUCCACCUCGGCUUGGUGGCAACUUACCAUUCCGUUCAUCAUUGCUGUUAUCUUGCCAAGCGCAAUUCGCGACUUCUUUGCUCGUACCAAGAACUAUCAAGGCACGGCCACACUAUGGCUAGGCAUUGCCUUCCGUAUCGGUCUCGUCCUUUCUGCGGUCUACUGGAUUCUUGAUGCAGCUGACGACAACGAAUGGAUUCCUCAAAUCUCCAGUGAGAACUUGAAGAAUGUUCGUGUCUUUAUUGCACAAGCUAUCCUAGGCAUCGCUUGGGCAGCUGGCUACAGCGCAUACCUCUAUUCUGCUCCUUUCUUAGGAGUCGAGACUGAAACGCCCGCACCUGAGACAGAAGUCAUGGAUCCCAACGAUCCUAUGUCGGCCAUGUUCACACCUGUUAAGCCACAACAGCGCAAGAAGCUCAUCAUUCUUGGCUAUGCCAACACUCACGGAACUCGAUACUUCCUCCUCCUCACUAUCUGGGCGCUUGUUCUUCUCCUUCUUCAGAAGCCUAUGGGUCAAGGCACACUUUCACUGUGCUUGCUCAGUAUCCUCAAUCUUCUUGAAAUCAUUGACGCCAAUGACUUGCGCAGCUCGCCUCUGGGGCCUGUAACAUUGGCUCUGAUGGCUGGCUUCUACUUCUUCAAGACAGGACACCAAGCCACACUUUCGUCGAUUCAAUGGGAAUCUGCGUUCAUCCCAUUGAAGACGAUUAAAUAUCCAUGGUCGCCCAUGCUGGUCAUUAUCAGCACAUUCGCGCCUUACAUCCUCUGUGCACUCGCUGUUCCUGCCAUCGCGUUCUGGAAGGUGCCUCCCCGCACUCCGGGCCUGAUGAACCAUGUCGCCAAGGCACUUGGCACACAUGUACUCUUUUACGCUGCCAUUGCUCUUGCAACUGUUGUUGAGGCUGCCUGGCUUCGUCGUCACUUGAUGCUUUACCGCAUCUUUAUGCCUCGUAUGUUGCUUGGUGUUGUGGUUCUCUUGAUUGUAGAGCUGGUCGGCGUGAUUGUUGGCCUUGUCGGCAUUAGAAGCAGCAUUCGCAGUGUGGCAGAGGUGUUUGGUUGGGUGGUACAAACUUCUGAGCAAUGA